Molecule: messenger RNA, 348 nt
Organism: Dreissena polymorpha
Lineage: Eukaryota; Metazoa; Mollusca; Bivalvia; Myida; Dreissenidae
Product: regucalcin-like
Exons: 2
Coding region: 1-348 (115 amino acids)
Biological process (GO): L-ascorbic acid biosynthetic process
Molecular function (GO): gluconolactonase activity; calcium ion binding
Source: RefSeq, a predicted model, not a curated record
AUGCAAGUAGAGACCCUGAUAGAGCGCAGCUGCAGCACCAUAGGAGAGGGCCCCCACUGGGACGAGCGAACCCAGCAACUACUCUAUGUGGAUAUCAACGACGGAUCCGUCCACCGAUGGACCGCAGCAACUGGCAAGGACGAGUCGCAUAAAUUUGAUUCCUACUGCUCACUGGUGGUUCCAUGCCGGAAAGGCGGCUACCUGGUGUCCGUAGGUCGCUCCAUCUGCCACUGGGACUGGGACGCCGGCAAGCUGACAACCAUCGCCACCGUGGACGAGGGCAAGGAUACGAGAAUCAACGACGGAAAGUGCGACGCGUCCGGUCGCCUCUGGUUUGGUAAGCGCUGA